Molecule: messenger RNA, 696 nt
Organism: Ceraceosorus guamensis
Lineage: Eukaryota; Fungi; Basidiomycota; Exobasidiomycetes; Ceraceosorales; Ceraceosoraceae
Exons: 2
Coding region: 26-274 (82 amino acids)
Source: RefSeq, a predicted model, not a curated record
CCUGUUUGAACCGCAAUCAUUCACCAUGCAGCCAGUCAAGAGUCUGAGUCGUGAGGCUGCAUGUGAGGCCGUUCGUGUCUUAUGCGUCGGUGCCCUACUAGCUGAGUCACCGAGCACAGCUCCGCUAUUUCAUGCUGACUCUCCGCCUUCAUCCGCCAAUGCACGCAUUGCAGCUAGACAAGUACGCUGCCAGCAAGCUCAUGGUGGUUGUCGUCGUUGUUGCUGUCUGAGUGGCAUCCAAAUUCAAGGCGGAUCGAGCCACUAUUGCCUCUGAUGACCGAUCUCUGCGUGCACCAUGCAGAAACAGCUGUGGCCUAGCUGUGAGACCGGACGCCGACGAGUGGCGUCGAUUCGUGAUUCACAUUCAAAUUGCUGCUUUUGCUUAUUGCUCUGUGCGUGGCGCCGGCGGUACCGUAGAGCGCUGCAUGAGAUAGAGUGCUUGCUGUGUACCCGUACGCCUCCUUAUACAAAGCUGUGACGCUCACACUGACAAAGGACGAUUUUUGUGACUCAAGACUUGCUUGACCUGAGCGAACACUCUUGACUCGUGGGUUGCAAGCAUAUCUGGCAGAGAGCGAGAAUGGAGCAGAUUCCGUGAGAUCAGAAUGGAGCGUAGAAUUUUCGAGACGAGUACACGACGAGUGAUUCAGAUUUGCCUAGGAAAGUAGUCGAUGCGCCACCUCACAUUGCGCCGAC